Molecule: messenger RNA, 1846 nt
Organism: Phyllopteryx taeniolatus (common seadragon)
Lineage: Eukaryota; Metazoa; Chordata; Actinopteri; Syngnathiformes; Syngnathidae
Gene: cfap300
Product: cilia and flagella associated protein 300
Exons: 7
Coding region: 87-872 (261 amino acids)
Source: RefSeq, a predicted model, not a curated record
CACUCGUCUCCGAUUGGUCUGUUACUGCCACAGAGCUCACUCUUUUUAACAAUCUUCGUAUCGCCUCAGUAGUACAGCAAGUUAACAUGUCCGGCGAUAAAAACGACUUUGAGCAAACUUUUUCCUUCCGUCCAAUUCCCUCCAGGAAGUUCUCGUUCUUGGAGGAAAAGGAAACUGUUGCUCUGUUGAUGAAAUGGUCCAUGCUUGGGAGGCUGUCGGCAGAGACGUUCAGCUUCGACCAGAAGUUUCACCUUUACGACAGCGAGAGGUUUGUUCUGUGUUUCUUCACAGACGUCAGCGUGCUCUCCAGUGUGAGGAUGACGAGCACCUGGAAGCCUCUCGAAAAGCCAGUGGUGUCCGUCGACGUGGAGGUGGUCCCAUGCACCAAGGUCUCCAUGGACUUAUUGGACCCCAUCUACACUUGUGGCAUAGUGGCGCCCUCUGGACACAUCGGCAGGUGCUUUCACGACGUCUACCCGGACUAUGACAAACUCCGAGAGAUGCUGCAGGAUGAGGACUCUGAGAACUACCACAUAAUGGGGAGUGCUGAGCGAGGGGAGUUGCUGUUUCGCCUCUUCAAGCAUCUCUGCCUCGGAGGAGAACUGAAUCAGUAUGAAGACACCGUCGAGCCUUACAUCAGCGUCACCAAGAAAUUGUACAAAGAGCUCAUCAGUGUUCAAAAGGAUCCCGAAAGCAAAAAGAUUGGCGUCGUCUCCGCAGUGCUCAAAGUGCACGUCUACGAUGAGUCGGGCCAGUGUCACCCCGGGAGACGAGACGAGGAGCAAACGUUUGCCUACCUGAUGGUGGACCCCUAUAAACACCACGUGACGCUACUCUCCCACUCUUAUGGUGUGGGAACCAUGACCCUUUGACAGUGGAAAUGGUCUCAUACAGGAAAUAAUCCAUCUUGGAUCAUAAUGACUGUGUAUCGACAUACAUCCUGAGUGAUAGAAAAUUGUACUACAUCCCAUACAAAAAAAAAUAAUAAAAAAAUGCAUUAAUCCUAGUUCACAAAGCGGUUGAAUGUGAGGGGAGGAUAAGAGAAAAGCAGCAUUGUUUUGGAGACAAUUUUGACCUUUUCUUUUUAAAAGUAGUGGAAAUGUGUUGGGAUUUAAAAGGUUACACAUCAUCCCUACGGGUUCACACAAGACUGUGCCCUUUCUUUCAAAAGGAAAGGUUAGGCAAUCUAACGUUGUCCAUUUGUCCUUAUUUUCCAUUUAAAAUGAUUGCUUAUUUGUUCUUUAAUCCGUGUAAAUUUACAGUACUGUUAUGAUCUCUCAAUUAUCUAAACGUGUGGGGUGGAAUCAAUAUGUGAUGUAUUAAUAGGGGUUGUGUCUAACAAUCAUUUUAGCAAAAAAAUAUUAAAAAACGUUUUAUUUUUUAAUAAAUUGAACAAAAUGACGUUGUCACUAUAGGAAAAUGAAUUCAAUCCAUUUGUGAAUGAGGCUGGAACAUAACAAAAUGACUACUUGCCGGAUGCAUUGUAUAUGAUUGUAUUCUGCCCCUUACAGGAUAAAUGACGACAUGUAUAUGAUCUAAAAAUACUUAUCCCGAAAUAUCACUGUAUUUAAAAUGUGACAAAAAAUGUAAAAUAAAAUAGUACGUGGUCGAAUUCAACUCAAUUACAUAACAUUCACGUCAAAAAAGAGGACGCGUAAGCCGAAAAUUGUUGAUACAAACGCAGUUUCCUGGAUUCUCUGGCAUUGUGGGAAAUGUAGUCUUUACCAAAAAUGAAUCAUACCACUUUCAAAUGUAAUCGUAAAUACUGGUAAACGAGACUUGCGUAUUUUAUAUUCAGCGCAGGCAUAUUAUUGUGUUUCAAAUCACAUAAUAAACACAACUAAGA